AUGUCUCCUCGGGAUCAAUCCCUCGAACCGACGCGCUAUGCCAUUGUUCGGUGGUUUCGCUUUGAUCAGUUUGUUCCUGAACGAGCAGUCACCUCCAACUUUGUAUCGUCAAAAACACUGUUAUGGAUCCGUGUUCCUCUCGCGUUAUAUAGCAUCAUUGUUUUCUGGGCAGAUAUCAUUUGGAAUAUUCAAAUUGGCGAAUUCCAUCGUUAUUUUGCCUACUUUACUCAUCUAACUUUCAUCGGUCUUCAUGCCUAUUUCAUGACAACAUUAUACCACCAUGUACGGUACCUAUCUGCAUCUCAUCGACCUUUAUCAUUUCAUCAACAACCCGCUAUUCUCAAUUAUCUGUAUAUCUAUUUGUAUCAUACAUUGGUGACUUUUAACAUUGUUACUCCGGUCGUUUACUGGGCCCUUCUGUCGAAUGACUUUCUCACUGCCACUCACACAGAUCCGAUGGAUUGGUGGAUGACAAUUUCUCUCCAUGCUCUUACCUUCUUUAUGAUGUUGGUCGAUGUCGUAUUCAACCGAAUGGUCCUACAGAUACGCAUUGUAUUGUUGAUUUUUGCCAACACAUUAAUCUAUAUGUGUCUCACCUUUAUUGUUCAUACAAUCAAUGAUUGGUGGGUUUACUCCUUUUUAGACUGGUCGCAAGGGCCCAGCGCCGCCAUCUGGUACCUUGCUGUAGCAACAUUUGUCGUGCUGUGUUUCUUUUUACAAAUGGGGAUUCACGCUUUGCGGGAUUCGAUUGCAAGCCGAGUCGUAGCACGUCCAAGACGGCCGUCCAUGCUUGUAUCCGAUCUCGAAUGUGCUCAAACCAACAAGAAUUUCCAACCGCUCGAAAGCAGCAUCGCCUCGCAAAACUGUUCCGCCAUACAUUAA
Radiomyces spectabilis is the source of this 882-nucleotide messenger RNA. RefSeq lists its product as uncharacterized. The record is from RefSeq and is a predicted model, not a curated record. The transcript has 5 exons. Gene Ontology annotation, cellular component: membrane. The coding region runs from base 1 to 882 and encodes 293 amino acids. Lineage: Eukaryota; Fungi; Mucoromycota; Mucoromycetes; Mucorales; Radiomycetaceae.